This is a messenger RNA of Mugil cephalus (flathead mullet), 939 nucleotides long. RefSeq names its product lecithin retinol acyltransferase b, tandem duplicate 2 (gene lratb.2). Gene Ontology annotation, molecular function: phosphatidylcholine-retinol O-acyltransferase activity. Gene Ontology annotation, biological process: retinol metabolic process. The coding region runs from base 17 to 703 and encodes 228 amino acids. The record is from RefSeq and is a predicted model, not a curated record. Lineage: Eukaryota; Metazoa; Chordata; Actinopteri; Mugiliformes; Mugilidae. The transcript is spliced from 6 exons.
CCUCGUCUCCGUCACCAUGUUUCCUCUGGAGCUCCUCGCUCUCAUCUUCAUCGCCGCCUCCACGCCGCUGGAGGAGAAGAAGAAGAAGAAGAAGAAGAAAGAGGAGGAGGAGGUGGUGGAGAGUAAAUACGACCUGGUCUUCAGGAGAGGAGAUCUGCUGGAGGUCCCCAGGACUCUGUUCACUCACUUUGGGAUUUACCUGGGAGGAGGCAGAGUGGCUCAUUUCAUCCCAGACAUCCUUCCCGUCGUCACUGACGACCAGCGUCGGAUCAGAGAGAUGGUCACCAACACCAGACUCAUCCUGGGAGUUCUGGCCAAGUGCGGCAGCGUGAGAGUGGACGGCGUGGAGGACUUCGCCUACGGAUCAGAGAUACUCAUCAACCCCUUGGACAAGGUGUGCAGCCGUCCAGCGCUGCCGGGGGAGGACGUGGCCAUGAGGGCGGAGAAGCUGCAGGGAGACGUCCCCUACAGCCUCCUCUGGUACAACUGUGAGCACUUCGUCAUGUACUGCAGAUACGGCACCGCCAUGAGCUUCCAGACCUUUCAGUUCUGUAAGACGGUGAGGAGGCUGCUGCUGAGCCGGCGCGUUGCCAAGGCGACGGUGAUGCUGGCGCUGAGCUUGCUGCUGUAUCUGAGGGCGGCGACGGCCGCCUCCACCCUGGGGGCCACGCUGCUGCCCUUCCUCAUCUGGAUGGCGUCAUGACACUACACGUCUGAGUCCGUGGGUUUACUCUCUGGUCUGAGGAGACGAGUCCGUGGGUUUACUCUCUGAUCUGAGGAGACGAGUCCGUGUCGUCUGUGAAAUCUCACAAUAAAUGACCCACUGAAUGAAGCUGAACUGAAUAUCUGUUCAUUCAUUUUCUUAAGUGUCUUUAAUGCACUGAAUAUCUAUCAUCUCAUAUCUGAUUCCCUUUGAAUAAAAAAAUAUUUAAUUUGUGA